CCACCCCACGAGCACUAUGAGGACUCCUGCCAGCAGCUCCACCGUUUGCUCCUGCCCAGCAACACCCCCAGCCCCCGCUGCUCUGGCCGUCAUCCUGACUUUCCUCCUCUCCGGGGCUCACAGCCAGACCCCCCGGGCUCUCCAGGAGAGCACCAUCCCCUCGGGGGGGCUCAGCCAGGAGCAGGCCUACAGCCUGGUGCAGCCCAGCCUCCUCCAGGAUGCUGGAGGGUCCAACCUGUCGGAGAGCCUGCCCAGGAGCAGCGCCUCGGAGCCGCCGCUGCUGCCCGUGUGCGCCAAGCCCGCCGACAUCCGGCACGUCUUCAAGUACAUCAACACCAUCGUGUCCUGCACCAUCUUCGUCGUGGGCAUCAUCGGCAACUCCACCCUGCUGAGGAUCAUCUACAAGAACAAGUGCAUGAGGAACGGGCCCAACGUCCUCAUCGCCAGCCUGGCCCUCGGGGACCUUCUCUACAUCCUCAUCGCCCUGCCCAUCAACGUCUACAAGCUCUUGGCCAAGGACUGGCCCUUCGGAGUGCAGGUGUGUAAGCUGGUUCCCUUCAUCCAGAAAGCCUCCGUGGGCAUCACGGUCCUGAGCCUUUGUGCUCUCAGCAUCGACAGGUACCGAGCCGUGGCGUCCUGGAGCCGGAUCCAGGGGAUCGGGAUCCCCAUGUGGAAGGCGGUGGAGGUGGUGCUGAUCUGGGCCGUGGCCAUCGUGCUGGCGGUGCCCGAGGCCAUCGCCUUCGACAUGGUGGAGCUCAGCUACUGGGAGCAGCACCUGUGGGUGUGCAUGUUGGCCUCGGAGCAGAAAUCCCGCUUCAUGAUGUUCUACCGGGAUGUGAAGGACUGGUGGCUUUUCGGCUUCUAUUUCUGCCUGCCCCUGGUGUGCACUGGCAUCUUCUACACCCUCAUGUCAUGUGAGAUGCUGAGCAAGAGGAACGGCAUGAGAAUCGCCCUGAACGACCACAUGAAACGGCGCCGGGAGGUGGCCAAGACCGUGUUCUGCCUGGUGGUGAUCUUCGCGCUCUGCUGGCUGCCCCUCCACCUCAGCCGCAUCCUCAAGAAGACCAUCUACGACCAGACGGACCCCAACAGAUGUGAAUUGCUCAGCUUCCUCCUGGUGAUGGAUUACUUUGGGAUCAACAUGGCCUCCCUCAACUCCUGCAUCAACCCCGUGGCUCUCUACUUUGUCAGCAGGAAAUUCAAGAACUGCUUCCAGUCCUGCCUGUGCUGCUGGUGCCAGAGGCCCGCCCUGAGCAUCACCCCCACGGAUGAGAAGGGAUCAGUCGGGAAGUGGAAAGCCACGGGGCAGGAGCUGGGGCUGGACCGGAGCAGCUCCCGCCUGAGCAACAAGUACAGCUCCUCCUAAAUCCCAAAUCAAGGACAAGGCACAGGGCCAGGACAGCAGGACCCCUCUGCUCCUCUCCCAUGGCUCUUUCCUGGCUGGGCCUGAACCAUCUUUGCCUUCACGUUGUGACCCACCUGGAAGGAGCCUCAGCGUUCCAUGGCCCCCCCAGGCCCAGCUCUGGGCCCGGGCUCUGCCCCCCACCCUGCAGGAGGGGGAAGGGCAUUCAGAUCCUGACAGGAUUUUUCAUUUCCUUGCAGGAAAACCAAGUGACUUCUGGCCAUUUGUGUCGGGGUGGA
This is a messenger RNA of Empidonax traillii (willow flycatcher), 1641 nucleotides long. Its product is annotated as endothelin receptor type B-like. Gene Ontology annotation, biological process: vasoconstriction; enteric nervous system development; G protein-coupled receptor signaling pathway. Gene Ontology annotation, cellular component: membrane. The record is from RefSeq and is a predicted model, not a curated record. Gene Ontology annotation, molecular function: endothelin receptor activity. Lineage: Eukaryota; Metazoa; Chordata; Aves; Passeriformes; Tyrannidae. The coding region runs from base 17 to 1366 and encodes 449 amino acids. The transcript is spliced from 7 exons.